CUUUCUGUACUGUUUAUCCCGACGUCAGUUAGCACGGCUUGCACUGCUGCUGCUGUCUCGCUCAGUCUCUCAACUACGUUUCAACAAGAAUUCGGGAAUCGACGGGCUGGAGUCCACAACUUGCACAUCGGUCCUCGCGGAGUCACUGAAAUGAUUUCUGCAGCUAUUCCAAAAUGGACUAAAACAGCACAAUGAACACCUGCGCUUUUCUGCUGAUCCUGGCCGUUCAAAUCUACGCCGACGGCAUAGAGGGACCAACAGCAGCAGGCUGCACCUUUGACGAGGAUUCUGAGCCCAGUCUGUGUGACUUCACCCAAGGGGAGGAGGAUGACUUUGACUGGCAGCUCUUCCGGACACGCAACUCGCCCCACGCCUCUUCUGAUCUCCUGCGUGGUUCCUAUAUGCUGGUGAACUCUUCCCAGCAUGCUGCAGGGCAUCGCGCCCAGCUCCUGCUGCAGACGCUGAGUGAAAACGACACACACUGCGUCCAGUUCAGCUACUUCCUGUACAGCCGCGAUGGCCACAGUCCAGGGGCACUGCGGGCGUAUGUUCGGGUCAACGGCGGGCCGCUGGGUAGCCCAGUAUGGAACAUGUCGGGGUCCCACGGACGACAGUGGCACCAAGUGGAGCUGGCUAUCAGCACCUUCUGGCCCAAUGAGUACCAGGUCCUGAUCGAAGCAACUGUUUCCAGGGAGCGGCGAGGCUACAUUGCCAUGGAUGACAUCAUGCUCCUGACCUAUCCCUGUUAUAAGGCGCCCCACUUCUCCCGGCUGGGGGAUGAGGAGGUCAAUGCUGGGCAGAAUGCCACCUUCCAAUGUGUGGCAUCGGGCCGGGCAUCGGAAGCUGAGAAGUUCCUACUGGAGAGGAACAGUGGGGACGUGACAUCUACAGCCUUGGUCAAGCACCUGAGUCACCGGCGCUUUGUGGCGUCAUUCCAGGUGGACAGUGUGCAGCGCACCGACCAGGACCUGUACCGCUGUGUCACCCAGUCCUCCAGGGGCUCUGGGGUCUCCAACUUCGCUGAGCUCAUUGUCAAAGUUCCCCCCUCCCCUAUCGCACCCCCACAGCUGCUGCGAGCGGGCUCCACAUAUCUGAUCAUCCAGCUCAACACCAACUCCAUCCUGGGAGACGGCCCUAUCAUCAGGAAGGAGAUUGAGUACCGGGCCAGCCAAUCACCUUGGUCCGAGGUCCAUGGGGUCAACAUGGUCACCUACAAGCUGUGGCACCUGGACCCAGACACGGAGUAUCACAUAAGUGUGUUGCUGACCCGGCCCGGAGAGGGCGGCACCGGACCACCCGGACCACCCCUCGUCAGCAGGACUAAGUGUGCAGAACCCACACGGGCCUUGCGAGGUCUCACAGCCUCAGAGAUCCAGUCCAGGCAGCUGACCCUGCAGUGGGAGACGCUGGCCUACAACUUGACCCGCUGCCACACCUACUCUGUGUCACUGUGCUACCACUAUGCCACCGCAGGGGGCGGUGGAGGGCAAAACACUACUGUGCGCGAGUGCCUGGCGGUGGAGCACAACGCCUCACGCUUCACCCUGCGCGACCUGCCGCCCUACCACUCCAUCCACGUCCGUCUGGCGCUCGCCAACCCUGAGGGCAAGAAGGAGGGUCGGGAGGUCACCUUCCACACUGAAGAGGACAUUCCCGGCGGCAUCGCCCCUGAGUCGCUGACCUUCACCCCCCUGGAGGACAUGAUUUUCCUCAAGUGGGAGGAGCCAGUGGAACCCAACGGUCUCAUCACCCAAUACGAGAUCAGCUACCAGAGCAUUGAGUCGUCUGACCCGGGCAUCAACGUGCCAGGACCUAGGAGAACAGUGUCGAAGCUGAGGAAUGAGACCUAUCACAUGUUCUCCAACCUUCACCCUGGCACCACAUAUCUGAUUUCGGUCCGCGCCCGCACAACCAAGGGCUUCGGCCAGACUGCCCUAACUGAGAUCACCACCAACAUUUCUGCUCCAAUGUUUGACUAUGGAGACAUGCCGUCCCCUCUGAGUGAAACAGAGAGCACGAUCACUGUGUUGCUUCGCCCCGCCCUGGGCAGGGGAGCACCCGUCAGUAAGUACCAGGUUGUGGUGGAGGAGGAGAGUGGCAGGAAGGUAAAGAGGGAACUGGGGGUUCAGGACUGUUACCCUCUGCCCAUGUCCCACGGGGAUGCUCAAGCCAGAGGGACCCCCCACUACUACACGGCCGAGCUGCCCCCCAGCAGCCUGCCUGAAGCCAGCCCCUUCACCGUGGGGGACAACCACACCUACAAUGGCUACUGGAACACCCCGCUGGACCCCCGCAAGAGCUACCUCAUCUACUUCCAGGCCAUGAGCAACUUCAGAGGGGAAACCAGAAUAAACUGCAUCCGAAUAGCCCGCAAAGCGGCCUGUAAGGACCACCGGCGGGCUCUGGAGGUGUCCCAACACUCAGAGGAGAUGGGGCUGAUCCUGGGGGUGUGUGCUGGGGGCCUGGUGGUGCUCAUCCUGCUCCUGGGGGCCAUCAUCAUCAUCAUCAAGAAGGGAAGGGACUACUACUCUUACUAUCCGAAGCCAGUGAACAUAAAUAAGACGCCGAUAACGUAUCGUCAGGAGAAGAGUCAAAUGGGUUCCAUGGAGCGCAGUUUCACUGACCAGAGUACUCUGCAGGAGGACGAGCGCAUGGCCCUCUCUUUCAUGGAUGCACACACCUGCAGCACGCGCAGUGAGCAGCGUAGCUCAGUGAACGAGUCCAGUAGUCUUCUGGGGGGUUCCCCGCGACGGCAGUGUGGGCGUAAGGGCUCACCCUACCACACGGGUCAGCUCCACCCUGCUGUGCGCGUGGCCGACCUUCUACAGCACAUCAACCAGAUGAAAACUGCAGAGGGCUACGGCUUCAAACAGGAGUACGAGAGCUUCUUUGAUGGCUGGGACUGCACCAAAAAGAAGGACAAAACUAAAGGGAGGCAUGACACGUUGAUGGGAUACGACCGCCACAGAGUCAAGCUCCACCCACUCCUGGGAGACUCCAACUCUGACUACAUCAACGCCAACUACAUAGACAUUCGGAUUAACAGGGAAGGCUACCAUCGAUCCAACCACUUCAUAGCCACUCAGGGGCCCAAACAGGAGACAGUGUAUGACUUCUGGAGGAUGGUGUGGCAGGAAAACUGCUUCAGCAUCGUCAUGAUCACUAAACUGGUUGAGGUCGGCAGGGUGAAAUGCUGUAAAUACUGGCCUGAUGACAGUGAGAUGUAUGGAGACAUCAAGAUCACACUGCUGAAGACGGAAACACUGGCAGAGUACACAGUUCGUACUUUUGCCUUGGAGAGGAGGGGCUACUCAGCUAAACACGAGGUGCGUCAGUUCCACUUCACGUCCUGGCCGGAUCAUGGGGUUCCCUACCACGCCACAGGCCUGCUGGCCUUCAUACGGCGGAUCAAAGCAUCCACGCCCCACGAUGCCGGACCUGUGGUCGUCCACUGCAGUGUGGGGGCAGGACGCACAGGCUGCUACAUCGUGCUGGACGUCAUGCUGGACAUGGCCGAGUGUGAGGGCGUGGUGGACAUCUACAACUGUGUCAAAACCCUCUGCUCACGACGCAUUAACAUGAUCCAGACAGAGGAGCAGUACAUAUUCAUCCAUGAUGCCAUCCUGGAGGCUUGUCUGUGUGGAGAGACGGCCAUCUUGGUGAAUGAGUUUGCCCUCACCUACAAAGACAUGCUGCGGGUGGACUCUCAGAGCAACUCCUCCCAGCUACGAGAAGAGUUCCAGACGUUGAACUCGGUCACACCUCACCUGGACAUGGAGGAGUGCAGCAUCGCCCUGCUCCCCAGGAACCGGGAGAAGAACCGCAGCAUGGACGUGCUGCCGCCCGACCGCGCCCUGGCUUUCCUGGUCACCACUGAGGGCGAGAGCAACAACUACAUCAAUGCGGCACUCACUGACAGCUUCCACCAGCCCGGCACCUUCAUCGUCACCCCUCACCCGCUCCCCGCUACCACCGCUGACUUCUGGAGGUUGGUGUUUGACUACGGCUGCACCUCGGUGGUCAUGCUCAACCAGCUCAACCAGUCCAACUCUGCCUGGCCCUGUGACCAGUACUGGCCAGAGCCUGGUCUACAGCAGUAUGGGCCCAUGGAGGUUGAGUUCCUGUCCAUGUCAGCUGACGACGACAUCAUCACUCGUCUAUUCCGUGUCAAAAACGUGACAAGGCUCCAGGAGGGCCAGCUGGUGGUGUGUCAGUUCCAGUUCCUGCGCUGGUCAGCCUACCGCGACGUGCCCGACUCCAAGAAGGCCUUCCUCAGCCUACUGGCUCACGUACACAAGUGGCAGAGGGAGUGUGGAGAUGGCCGCACCAUUGUCCACUGCCUGAACGGCGGUGGGCGCAGUGGGACGUUCUGUGCCAGCGCCAUCCUGCUGGAGAUGAUCCAGUACCAGAACAUGGUGGACAUAUUCUACUGCGUCAAGACGCUCCGCAACUCCAAACCCAACAUGGUGGAGUCACUGGACCAGUACCGAUUCUGUUACGACCUUAUUCUGGAGUACUUGGACUGCAUAGAAGACAGCAUGAGAUAGCAAUAUGUUCCGUAGCUGGUGCAUCUCGUGGGCUGUGAAUGCUGACUGGGUUACAUACCCUGUGACCCCCUCAACAUUGAUUUUAUUGUUUGGAUUAAUGGGUCUAAGCUGUUGUGAAGGACAACAAUGGAAGAAAAACAAACAAACACACAAAAGGGGAAAGUGCUCCUCACUUUUAACCCUUUAAUGUACAGCUGUGGUUUCCUCCAUUUUAUUGUUGACAUUGUUGUUUUCAUUUUUGAUACUUUUUGUUUCGUUUUUGUGCGUUUUUAGUCUUUGCCUCUGGACUGAAGCUUUUUUGUGCUAAAUGUUUCUGUGGUGUCAACGAUGAAGAAACAUGAGAGAGUACAAAGACCUGUGGAGAGGUCGCCCUGCCUUUCAUCAUUUUCUUCAAACAUGGAUGGCCUGGACAGUUUUUUGUCUUGUUGAUGAGGGUCCGGAGCUAAAAACAGAAUUUGACUCUCUACAUAGAAGUGUUCCAGUCUCUCCAAGAGCCACAGCGACUGCAGCCUACUGUUGUGAAGACAAGACAUCUCUACCACAAACUGCCUUACCGUCCCCUAACACUGGGUAAGAUACAGUACAACUCAAUGGAAGGAUUUCAAUGGGCUACAUAAACAACAAUGCUUUGCGUAACAAAUUUGCCAAUUUGGCAGUGCUAUGAUAAAUAGAAGAGUCAUCGAGACAUGGGAGCAUGAAGUACAAUUUGAUGUGUUUGCCACUUUUUGUGACGGGCCAACCUGGUAUGUCAUAAGACUGAUCCAAUUCCCAUCAAAGGGGAUGCCUAACCUGUCACUUAAUUGAAUUGUGCCAAUCCCGCAGACUGACUUGAAUCCUGUCUUCACUUUGUUCUACUCCUUCAUGUUGAUACAUGUACAGUGCAUUCGGAAAGAAUUCAGACCCCUUGACUUUUUCCACAUUUUAUUCUGUUACAGUCU
Molecule: messenger RNA, 5485 nt
Organism: Coregonus clupeaformis (lake whitefish)
Lineage: Eukaryota; Metazoa; Chordata; Actinopteri; Salmoniformes; Salmonidae
Product: receptor-type tyrosine-protein phosphatase U
Exons: 31
Coding region: 192-4547 (1451 amino acids)
Biological process (GO): protein dephosphorylation
Cellular component (GO): membrane
Molecular function (GO): protein binding; protein tyrosine phosphatase activity
Source: RefSeq, a predicted model, not a curated record